Chara braunii is the source of this 3145-nucleotide messenger RNA. The record is from the annotation of a GenBank genome assembly. Lineage: Eukaryota; Viridiplantae; Streptophyta; Charophyceae; Charales; Characeae.
CGUGGUAUCAUGGCGGCCGUCUCGCGGUAGCUGGGUACAUGAUGAUGCAUUGGAACGUCACGGCGUCUUCAUCACGUCGUCUCGAUCCAGCAGCAGCAGUACUUGUACUCUCACAUCUCCAUCCAUCUCGCCGUUUCUAUCGUCAUCCUUUCUGUGCGCGACUUCGUGUGCGACUUGUCCGCCUGUAAGGGAUUGGCUUUCUCCAAGUUAUUUCUGCAUCCCUCUUGCUUGUCUGCACGGUGCUGUGUGUAUUCUUCACCGGGUCCGGCGAGUCCCCCGCUUGUCCAAGAAUUUCUGUUGACGAGUACAAGUUCCAUAAAUACUUCUGUACAUUGUUGUCUUUUGGCGGGGUGCUGAUUUCGUGUUCGCUUUUGGCGGGGUGCUGUUUUAGGUCAACGGUUUCGUCACUCUCGUGGGCUUCUUUUUCGGUGUCCGUCACUUGGUGUGUUGACGAGUAUAAAUUGUUUUUGUUCCAUAGAUAUUUCUGUACAUUGUUUGUUGUUGGCGGGUUGUUUUCGUGUUAGCCUUGAGCGGGGUUCUGUUUGACGUCAGCAGUUUCGUCGGCGGCGGCUUUUCGCACCUCCCUCUCUCGGUCAUCAUGAGGGAGUGUAUUUCUAUUCAUAUCGGCCAGGCUGGCAUCCAGGUUGGCAAUGCCUGCUGGGAGUUGUAUUGCCUGGAGCAUGGAAUUCUGCCGGAUGGUCAGAUGCCGAGCGACAAGAGCAUCGGGCUAGGCGACGACGCUUUCAACACGUUUUUCAGCGAGACGGGAGCAGGCAAGCAUGUCCCUCGUGCUGUCUUCUUGGACUUGGAGCCGACUGUCAUUGAUGAAGUCAGGACUGGCACGUACAGACAGCUCUUCCAUCCCGAGCAACUCAUCAGCGGGAAGGAGGAUGCUGCCAACAACUUCGCUCGCGGUCAUUACACCAUUGGCAAGGAGAUUGUCGACCUGUGCUUGGACAGGAUUCGAAAGUUGGCCGACAAUUGCACGGGUCUGCAGGGUUUCUUAGUGUUCAAUGCUGUCGGAGGCGGCACUGGGUCCGGCCUUGGUUCUCUGCUUCUCGAGCGUCUGUCUGUGGACUACGGCAAGAAGUCGAAGCUCGGAUUCACGGUGUACCCUUCUCCGCAAGUCUCCACCUCUGUCGUUGAGCCGUACAACAGCGUGCUCUCGUCUCACUCUUUGCUGGAGCACACGGAUGUGGCGGUACUGCUCGACAACGAGGCGAUUUACGACAUUUGCCGCCGCUCGCUCGACAUCGAACGACCUACUUACACCAACCUUAACCGCUUGGUGUCGCAGGUUAUCUCCUCGCUCACCGCUUCGCUGCGAUUCGAUGGAGCGCUCAAUGUGGACAUCACCGAAUUCCAGACCAACCUUGUGCCAUAUCCGCGCAUCCACUUCAUGCUUUCCUCUUACGCGCCAGUCAUUUCCGCAGAGAAGGCUUAUCACGAGCAGCUUUCGGUGGCUGAGAUCACCAACUCUGCAUUCGAGCCUUCCAGCAUGAUGGCAAAGUGCGACCCACGUCACGGCAAGUACAUGGCCUGCUGUCUCAUGUAUCGCGGCGAUGUCGUGCCCAAGGAUGUCAACGCCGCCGUAGCCACUAUCAAGACGAAAAGAACCAUUCAGUUCGUUGAUUGGUGCCCGACCGGCUUCAAGUGCGGCAUUAACUACCAGCCGCCGACCGUCGUUCCGGGCGGCGACCUGGCAAAGGUGCAGCGCGCGGUCUGCAUGAUUUCGAAUUCCACGAGCGUCGCCGAGGUCUUCUCUAGGAUAGACCAUAAGUUUGACCUGAUGUACGCCAAGCGCGCGUUCGUUCACUGGUACGUCGGCGAGGGUAUGGAAGAAGGAGAAUUCUCUGAGGCCCGUGAGGACCUCGCUGCCUUGGAGAAGGACUAUGAGGAGGUGGGCGCGGAAUCUGCCGACAAUGAGGAGGACGAUGGGGAGGAGUACUAACUUUGAUUUUUUGAGGAUGUUGUAGUGUGCUCGGAGUCGCAGUCGUGGAAAAAAGACCAAUUUGAGGACAUGGCCUCAGAAUUAGCCGAUAAUGAGGAGGAGGCUAACGAGGAGUGCUGACUUGAGGAGUUCGUAGUGUUCUCGGAGUCGCAGUCAUGGAAAAGGGGACUGAUUUGAGGAGGUAGGCAUGGAAAUUGCUGAUAUUGAGCACGGACGACGAGGAGUGCUGACUUGAGCGUGUCGUAAUGUUCGCGGCGUUGGAGCCAUGGAAGAAGAAUAUGAGGAGGUAGCCGUGGAAGAAGACUAUGAGGAGGUAGCCGCGGAAUUUGCCGACAAUGAGGAGGACGGCGGAGAGGAGUGAGUGCUAAUUGAGAAUUUUCUAAUUUGAGAAUUUUCUAGUGUUUUGAAAAUGGCGCGCGAGACUCUGGCAGCUCGCACAGGUCGGGAAUCGUGAGGAGGUGGGCGUGGAUGUUGCCGACAAUGACGAGGACGACGGGGAGGAGUGCUAGUUUGAGAAUUUGUAGUGUUAUAUAAAAAGAAAGGCGCGCGAGACUCUCGAAGGACGAGGAUUAUGAGGAGGAGGUAGACUUGGAUGAUGCCGAGGGUGACGAGUUGGUGAGGACUACAACUUUGAGAAUUCCUUAAUGCAUGAGCGUUGAAUGCUGCGUCUCGUGUAGAACACGAUUGUGUACAAUGUGUCGUAGUUAGCGAACGUCAGAUGAUGAGAGGUGUCCUGUGUGUGGAGGGAAUUGGUCAUUUACCCCUUUCGGUAUGUGUGUGUGACUGCAUGUCUGUGACUCUGUGUGUGUGUGUGUGGAGAGAGAGAGAGAGAGAGAGAGAGAGAGAGAGAGAGAGAGAGAGAGAGAGAGAGAGAGAGAGAUUUAGGUUUGCGAUUUGCAGUUUGUGAAAUGGCAGUGUUGAGAUCUCAUGGUUUUGCUUGUGGGAGUAAGUUGAGCUACGUAUUGAGAAUAAUAAAGAGUGGGGGGUUGAGUCCACUUGCGUUUCAGUCUGUGCUCUUGAAUUCUCGUACGCACAUUGAUCGAAUUUGGCCUUGAAGUCACGUAAGUGCGUUCGUAAUGACCGAAAUGUCCGUUGUGAUGAAGAAUUAAGCUCGUUCGUAAUGACGGAAAUGUACGUUGUGCUGAAGAAUGAGGGGUUGAAUAAUUGAAUUGACUUCCGUGACGCCCGUGCUCU